Stomoxys calcitrans (stable fly) is the source of this 1440-nucleotide messenger RNA. RefSeq lists its product as uncharacterized. The coding region runs from base 1 to 771 and encodes 256 amino acids. The record is from RefSeq and is a predicted model, not a curated record. Lineage: Eukaryota; Metazoa; Arthropoda; Insecta; Diptera; Muscidae. The transcript has 2 exons.
AUGAGCCUGAUAGUGGUUUAUUAUUCGAUUCUUGGUACAAUCGUUACAGACACAUCUUUGAAAGAUAAGCCAGUGCUCUGGACGAUGCAGACAAAGUUGGUCUCUUAUGGAGAAAAAUGUCUAAUCACAUUCAUGAACGUUUUACCAAGACAACCCCAUGAACUUUCUAUGGAAGACACACUCAAGCAUCUUUCCAAACUGUUUGGCAGAACCGAAACACAAGUAAGUCAACGUUACAAGUGCCUUCAAAUAUCGAAGACGGAAAACGAAGAUUUCAAGGAGUACGCAAGUCGAGUUAAUCAUCAAUGUGAACUUCUUAAAUUAGAUGAACUAAACGCAGAUCAGUUCAAGUGCUUAAUUUUUAUACUUGGUCUUAAAUCAUCCGAUGACGGUGAAAUCAGAAUCCGUUUGUUAAGACACCUAAACGACAGCAAUGAAAUGGUCAAAUUGGAAAAGCUGAAAAUUGACACAGCGUUAAUCGAAGAGAAACCGAAACAGUGUAACAGAAUUGGUAAGCACAAACAGAAACAGAAAGUACCGAAAACUUCUUGUUGGUAUUGUGGAGAGUUGCGUCCAACAUGUCAACUGAUUGGACACAAAGAUGGUUUUAGCAACAGCGCUAACAAAGGCGUCAGAGCAAAUCAAACCAACAAAAGAGCAAAGCCAGUCAUGAUUCAAACUCAACGACUAACAAAACAAAGCAUCAAAAUUCCAACAGCAGCAACAACAACAACAAAACAAGAUUCAGUGCAAAAUCAGUGUUUCCUGUAAAUCAAGUUCAAUUCAAGAAAUUAAGAAAAUACGUCACCGUGAGUAUGAAUGCAAAACAAGUAAAAUCACAGGUGGACACGGCCUCUGACAUAACGAUUAUUUCAAUCUCGACGUGGAAAUUUAUCGGAGAGCCAGAAGCAUUCACUACGACAAGACACGGCAAAUGAUGCAAAUGCUAAUAAAAUCUAAUUAUUGGCAACAUUUUCAACGGAAGUCACAAUAGGCGAAAUAUCCAAGAUUGUGGACUAUAGUAGUAGUAGUAUUUAUUGAGUCUUUUCUUUUUCGAUUACAUUGGAAUACUGGAAUGUACUUAUCGAUAACAAUAUAAUAUACUAAGAACUAUUGUUGUUUGGUUCUAAUACACGAUUAUUUGUCUUAUUUGCUACUUGCUUAACAUGAAGUUGUGUAUAUGAAUGAAAAAUCAUAACAAAUGAAUUUUGUAAAUAGAAGACUUGCUCCCGGUCCUCACUGUCUCUAACAGAGCUUGAUUUUCUGUUAAAUAAUAAAUAAUCUUAAAAUUAAAAAACAUCUAAAACGAAAUAACAAUAAGUCUGUUAAUCACUAUAUCGAACAGAUCGGAAUGGUUUAACCAAAUAAUAAAUGUAGUAAGGUAUCACAGAUCGUGUGUAUGAACUAUCGAACUUUCAAAUACAUAUAUAAGGCAAGAUA